GCUUCUCAUCCCAGAGAGUAUGCGGUCUGGAAGAAACUCGAUCGGGACUUCGAUGGCUACCUCAGCCACGCCGAGAUUCGAGCGAUGUGCCGCAAGUUCGACGCAACAGAGCAUGCAGGCGUGCUGAUCCGGAUCUUGGAUCCCGACAACCAGGGGCAGGUGGACCUGGCCCGGUUCUGCGAGCAGUUCUCCGCCGUCCAGAUGGUCCGCAAUUCCGCGCGGCUGAAGCACUGGCAUCGCACCUUUGGUCUGGGUGUGGCCGGGAACGUUGCAGGCCACAUGGCGCAAGCCGGCGAAGCGGACCCAGAUCAGGCGCCGACAGAGACUGGGCGCCGGAGUCCCCGCGGUGCUUUCUGA
Symbiodinium sp. CCMP2456 is the source of this 357-nucleotide messenger RNA. Lineage: Eukaryota; Dinophyceae; Suessiales; Symbiodiniaceae. The record is from the annotation of a GenBank genome assembly.